CCGCGCUCUGGCGCCGGGCGGGCGGGGGCCGGCGGGGCCCGGAAGGCAAAGGGAAGGAGCCGGGCAGGGCCAUGGCGGCGCCCAGCGCGCUGCUGGUGAUGGGCGUGAGCGGCUCUGGAAAAUCGACCGUGGGUGCCCUGCUAGCAUCCGAGCUUGGAUGGAAAUUCUAUGAUGCAGAUGACUAUCACCCAAAGGAAAAUCGAUUGAAGAUGGAGAAAGGGAUACCGCUGAAUGACCAGGACAGGAUUCCAUGGCUUUGCAACUUGCAUGACAUUUUACUAAGAGAAGUAGCCUUAGGACAGCAUGUGGUUCUAGCCUGUUCAGCCUUGAAGAAAACAUACAGAGACAUCUUAAUUCGAGGAAAAGUUGGUGCACCUCUGCACUAUGGGGAGUCAAGAAAGGAAGAAAAGCCGACUGAGGUGCAGCUCCUGGUGAUCCAUCUGAGCGGGUCGUUUGAGGUCAUCUCUGGACGCUUACUCCAAAGAAAAGAACACUUUAUGCCCCCUUCAUUAUUACAGUCCCAAUUUGAUACUCUGGAACCCCCAUCGCCUCCAGAAAACUUUAUCCAAAUCAGCGUAGACAAAAAUCUUUCAGAGAUCAUUGCUGUAAUCAUGGAAACGCUGAAAAUCAAAUGAGAAUCAUUUUACAUCAGUGGUCCAGAACAGAAUCAAUCAUAGAUCUUCACGCCAUUCCAAAUUUUGUUCCAGUCUCUUCAUCCAUACUGUACUCUAAAUUAUUUUUAAGGUUGAACCAAACAUACUGUCAAGAUACACAUUUAUAUUUGUAGGAAUUUGUGAUGUGUUUGGCAUCAUGGGCUGUCACGUAGGGAGAAAAGGAAAGGAACUUUAAAAAUCAAGCUUAAAGUUUAAAUGAUGCCAUCAAAUGAUCAGAGAAAAUUCUGUAAUUGAUGCUAGAAAUCAUUACUCUGUUUAGAACAUUUUCACUAAUGCCUAUAUUUUACAAUAAAUGAAACUUGACAAUC
Messenger RNA from Sciurus carolinensis (gray squirrel), 982 nucleotides. It is a transcript of the gene Idnk, whose product is annotated as IDNK gluconokinase. Bases 72 to 635 code for a protein of 187 amino acids. The record is from RefSeq and is a predicted model, not a curated record. Gene Ontology annotation, cellular component: cytoplasm. Lineage: Eukaryota; Metazoa; Chordata; Mammalia; Rodentia; Sciuridae. The transcript has 5 exons. Gene Ontology annotation, molecular function: gluconokinase activity.